Molecule: messenger RNA, 1711 nt
Organism: Colias croceus (clouded yellow)
Lineage: Eukaryota; Metazoa; Arthropoda; Insecta; Lepidoptera; Pieridae
Product: cytochrome P450 4C1-like
Exons: 10
Coding region: 21-1532 (503 amino acids)
Molecular function (GO): iron ion binding; monooxygenase activity; heme binding
Source: RefSeq, a predicted model, not a curated record
AGUGGUGAAGUGUGGUUACAAUGAACGUCUAUCUCUUUGCUGUGGUUGUGAUUCUAUGGUACAUGUUGUAUAGAUACAGGCGACGACGCGUGUACGAACUAGCCGCGCUUAUCCCGACCGCCCCCGAGAAAAUUCCCUAUGUGGGUGCACUACAACAUUCCUAUAAUAUUAUGAAUAAUAUAAUCGACUUGAUUCACAAGUACACAGACUUCGCCCAAAACAACGGAGGCUUUGUCAAAAUUUGGGUCGGUCCGAUGCUAUAUGUGGGUAUAACAAACCCCGAAGAUGUAGAGUUCAUUUUAAAAAAUUGCUUAGAGAAGGCAGAUAUAGUGAAGUUGAUCAGGAGUAUCGUCGGCAAUGCUGGGAUAUUUGCACCAGUAUCAAUAUGGACACGGCGCAGGAAACUUUUAAUACCGGCAUUCAGUCCCAAAAUUAUCAAUAGCUUUAUGAAUAUCCUUAUCAAUCAAAGUGAAGAAUUGGCAAAGCAAUUGUCACGUCAUAAAAAGGUCGGAACCGGGCGAUUUGAAGCUUGGUCAUUUAUUAGUGCGUAUACCUUGGGCUCUGUUUGUGAAACUGCUCUGGGCAUACGAAUUAACUAUGUUCAGAAUCCUGAUAAUAAGUUUCUAAAAGCCGCUACGAAUCUCUUUGCGCUGAUGGCUGACAGGAUAUUUCAAGUAUGGCUUUGGCCUGACGUGAUUUACAACUGUUCCUCUAAAUCAACUGAAUUCUAUGAAAAUCUGAAAACAGUGUACGACUUAACCGAUGAGAUAAUUCAGACAAAAAAAGAAGAACUCAAAGAUGAGGACAUACAAUUAGACAGCGAUAGCGUUAUUUUUGGUCAAAGUCCCAAAAAAGUUCGAUGCUUCCUGGAACAUCUAAUACUGUUGUCGAAAAAUUCUGGUGGCUUCACUGAUGUAGAACUGAGAGAGGAAGUUAUAACCUUUCUUUUAGCAGGAACGGACACUUCGUCUGUUGCUAUUUGUAAUACACUGACAUUACUAGCAAAGUAUCCUAAAGAACAAGAAAAAGUUUAUCAAGAAAUAGUGGAGGUUUUAGGAGAAUUAGAUCGUCCUUUAGAAAAAGAUGACCUCAAGGAAUUUAAAUACUUGGAAAGAGUAAUAAAAGAAUCACUUCGGCUUUUCCCUCCAGCGCCAUUGUUGAUAAGAAAGGUUACUGAAGAAACAUCAAUGCCUACAGGGGUGACUCUACCAGCAGACACUGGUAUCAUAGUAUCAGUAUGGGGAAUUAGUCGAGAUAAGAAGCAUUGGGGACCAGAUGCAGAUUGCUUCAACCCGGAUAGAUUCCUGCCUGACAGGAAGACAGGCUUGUUCAUACCAUUUAGUUCUGGUCCACGAAAUUGUGUAGGUUACCAAUACGCUUUAUUGUCAGUAAAAAUGGCGCUUGUUGGUGUACUACGGCGAUAUAAAGUUGUUGGCCAAGAAGAAGAAGGUCCUGCUCCAAAGAUAGAUACUAAAUUCACGAUUAUGAUGAAAGCAAAGGAUAACUAUCAAAUAGCUUUGGAAGCUAGAUAACACAAUAGUUCCAGAUAAUUUAUUGUGUAAGUGUAUCUAAUUACAAUAAUUUAAUAGCAUGUGCAAUAAUUGCUCGUUUAAACUAAAGUUUUAUGGUAUCUUGCGAAAUUAAGAAAUCCUGAGAACUAGAGUUACCUGUUGAGUAUUUCUUUAAAUAUAAUAAAUGUUGCUUAAAGAGG